Molecule: messenger RNA, 3396 nt
Organism: Centropristis striata (black sea bass)
Lineage: Eukaryota; Metazoa; Chordata; Actinopteri; Perciformes; Serranidae
Gene: prmt9
Product: protein arginine methyltransferase 9
Exons: 13
Coding region: 380-2941 (853 amino acids)
Biological process (GO): peptidyl-arginine methylation
Molecular function (GO): protein-arginine omega-N monomethyltransferase activity; protein binding
Source: RefSeq, a predicted model, not a curated record
UUGGUUUUAAAUGCAUUAAAGGUCAGUACAGUUUCGUACGUGGAACCUUGUCUCGUCACUUGUUUCUAACCGGACUGUUUAGGGCGCGGACACGGUCCUUGUUUGGUUUAGCGGUAGAUGAAAAUGUGAUUUACAGUUUUUGUCAACAUUUCGCUGCUUUAACGUGGGGAAAAACAGAUAUGGUCGUUUUUUGGCAUGCAGUUAACCUAUUGCAACUUGCUGCUUAAACAGAUUUUAUUAUUUGAGCUAACGUUAGGCUGCUGCCAGAGGAAGGAUUGCUUAUAAUCUGCUAACGAUUUUAUCGGACAUCACCGUAAUGUUAACGAAAUUAACGGCAGUACUUUAACUAAACAACAGUAGAUCUAAAACAACAAACAAGAUGCCUAAUGCCAGCGCGAGACCGAAGCAUGGCAGGAGGACCCGAAGGCGCCGCAGAGAGGACCCUGCCAGAAACGAGCUGGUCUCUAGUUCCCUAGAAAGCGCCCAGCAGUGUCUGUUCAACCAGGACUAUGGAACUGCGUUUGUGCACUACCUUCUGGUCCUCAACCUGGCGCCUAUGUUUAAGGACUUUGCAAGGGAGUCCUUCAGGUUCACUCUCUUCAAAUGGACAGAAGAGCUGGACUCUGUGGGCCGCAUUCAGGACCUCUUUGACUGUUACGAACAAGCGCUGGAGCUGUUUCCAGCUGAUGAGGUUAUCCUGAACAGCAUGGGUGAACACCUAUUCAGAAUGGGUUUUAGAGACGAAGCAGCAGGUCAUUUCCAUAAAGCCUUGAAGCUGAGACCAGACUACCCCGAAGCCAGGGAAAACUUCUACCGUGUGGCCAACUGGCUGGUGGAGCGCUGGCAUUUCCUAAUGCUGAACGACCACGGGAGGAACCGCAAGUAUCAGCAAGCCAUCCAGAAAGCCGUUCAGAGCGGCUGCAACACUGUACUUGACAUAGGUACUGGCACUGGGAUCCUUGGGAUGUGUGCGAAGAAGGCGGGAGCUGCUGAGGUGUACGCUUGUGAGCUCUCCAAGACGAUGUAUGAACUGGCCUGUGAGGUGCUGGCCGCCAACAAAAUGGACGGCAGCAUCAAGAUCCUCCACAUGAAGUCUCUGGAGAUGGAAGUGCCAAAAGACAUCCCACACAGGGUGUCCUUGGUGGUGACAGAGACAGUAGAUGCUGGGUUGUUUGGAGAGGGCAUCAUAGAGAGUCUGAUCCAUGCCUGGCACCACCUCCUGCUGCCCCCACAGAGAGGUGAGAAUGAAUUCCAGGAACAGUCUGCGACAGGACGGGUCAUUCCUGCUGGAGCCACUGUGUUUGGUAUGGCUGUUGAGAGCCUGGAGAUCCGCCGACAUCACAGGAUUUGUGUGUCCGAGGUGGGCGGUCUGUCCAUAGCUGCAGCCGGGGAGCUCCGCAGCCCCGUGAGCUGCAGCCCAGAGCCGGACGACUCCAUGGAGCCGUACACCACAGAGAGACUCAGCAGACUGCCAGGAGGGUAUAAACCUCUCACCAAGCCGUUCACAGCCCUCAACAUAGAUUUCAACAACGUGCAGGACCUGGAGGGGCUGAGCUCCAGGGAGGUUCAGCAGAUCCGCCUGCCUGUCACUCAGGAGGGGGUACUGGACGCUCUGGCCGUGUGGUUCCAGCUCCAUCUGGACGAGGAGAGCAGUCUGUCCACCGGACCCCAAGAGGACACCUGUUGGGAGCAGGCCAUCUACCCCGUCCACAGCACCAGGGGUUUUGUCCUGAAGCCCCGAGACGAGCUGAUUGUUGAAGUCUCCUGCAGAGAUGCCUUCCUGAGGCUCUGCAGUGUCGCUGUGCUGAGGGACGGCCGUGAAAUCCGUUUAGACGAGCUUGUGGAUUUGCAGGACUCUGAAAACCCCAUUUCAAAUCAAACCCCAGAGGCAGAACUGUGCAGUGCUCUAGCAUGUCUUCAGACUGACCAGGCUCAAACUAAAGACUUCUGCAUGCUGGAGUGUUCAGAAAUGGCGCUCCUGAACAACCAGGAAUACCACCAGAGUUUUUCCAAUGCGCUUGCCAAACUCAUCUCCCAGCUGAAGGUGAAAUGCCAGAACAAAGAGCGAGGAUCAGAUGUUCAGUCUGGCCUCCCUGACUCCACAGACUGUAGUGACCUGUUCUAUGUCCUGGAUGUGUCAGAGGGCUUCUCUCUGCUCUCGCUCAUCGCUGCCAGCCAGGGCCGCGUGAAAGCGUACAGCUCCAUGGAAAAGAACAAGCAACAGGAAGUGCUAAAGAGACUGGCUCGUGGCAACAAUGUCCCAGAACAGAGACUAGAGUUCUGGCUGAACCACAUGGAGGACGAGCAGGGGAUGCUGAAAAGGCCGACCAGAGAGAAGCUUUGGAGCGCCAUCAUGCUGGACUGCGUGGAGACUUGUGGUCUCAUCAGACAGAAGCUGAUGGAGAAAGCUUCACUGGCGAGGUGUUUGCUGGAGGAUGGAGGAAGUAUUUUCCCAGCAAAGAUUGAGGUCCAUGGUAUGAUGGUGGAGUCGGAAACGUUGCUGCUGGAGAGUGCUGUCCAGGGUCAGGAGCCCACACUGGGAUUCAAUAUCGCUCCCUUCAUCAACCAGUUCACUGUACCGGUACAUGUGUUUUUGGACUUUUCCACACUGGAGUGCAGGCAUCUCAGUGAGUCUGUGGAGCUCUUUGUUCUUGACCUGAUGAACACCAACGCAAACUACAUUAACAGAGACGUAAAGGUCCAGGCUACAUCUUCAGGCAGAAUAACUGCAGUUCCCUUUUGGUACCACAUCUACCUGGACCAGGAGAUCAGUGUGAGCACCCUCAGCAAGAACUCUCACUGGAAGCAGGCGGCUGUGGUGCUGCAGCAGCCCCUGGAGGUACGAGUCGGAGACUGGGUUCGCCUCGCUGUGAAGCUUCACAAGAGCGCCAUCUCCAUAUCAGCACAUAUAGAGAACACCCCUGGGCCAAUGGACCAAUAACCUGUUACACUGUAGGUCUGCAACAAGAUCAUUUCUAUAUAGUUUAUGCCUCAAUCAGAAGGAGGCUAUUGUCACAUUGGGAAAUGCAUUAAAUGCUGUGCAUUCCUUUUCUGCUAUCAUUUACGAUUUCUCCUGCAUGAGCCACACUGAUCUUACUUAUCGGUGGGAAGUCAUCACGAUGGGCCUUCAAGUCAUGUUUUUGUUUGUAAAUUGUGCCAUAAGAUUAUAGGACAUUUAUAGUUUGUACUUAUAUUUGUAAGUAUAUAUUAUAAAUAUUAUAGUCGUCCGUUCAUUAUGGGCACAGUUGUUUUUGUAAAUGUUUGUCGGUAUCAAAAAUUCAAACAAUAAAUGUGACAUUUUCUUAAAAAAAACGCAAGAAAAAAUGUAAUUAAUCUGAUUUAUUCAAGAGACUGUCAGAGAUGGAAUUUAAUUAAAAUGUUGAACCAUUUACAUAA